AUGAAUGACUGCUUCAAAUGUUCAGAGGAUCAAUAUCCAAGCAGACACCAUGACCACUGCAUUCUCAAAACUAUCAUUUUCCUAUCUUAUCAAGAUCCUUUAGGGGCUUGUUUAGCAUCUCUUGCUCUAUUUUUUUCUCUACUCACGCUUUUCUUGCUAGGAAUUUUCAUAAAGCACAGAGAUACGCCGAUUGUCAAAGCGAACAAUAGAGAACUCACUUAUGCCCUCCUUGGGUUCCUCCUUCUUUGUUUUCUCUGCUCUUUUUUAUUCAUUGGACAACCUGGGACAAUAACCUGCCUACUCCAGCAAGCAACUUUUGGCUUCAUCUUCUCAGCAGUGGUAUCCUGCCUCUUGGCCAAAAACAUCACUGUUGUUGUGCCUUGCAUGGCCACCAAACCAGGGUCCAGCCUGAGAAAGUGGGUGGGGAAAAGAUUGGCCAGAGGUAUAAUUCUUUCUUGCUCCCUUUUGCAAGCAGCUAUCUGUAUAGUAUGGUUGGCCAUCUCUCCUCCUUUCCCAGAUCUGGACCAUAACACUCUAAUCACUGAAAUUAUAGUCAAAUGCAAUGAAGGUUCUUCCAACAUGUUUUAUUUUGUCUUGGGUUACCUGGGCCUUUUGUCCAUCAUUAGUUUCAUAGUUGCUUUCCAGACUAGGAAGUUGCCAGAUAGCUUCAAUGAAGCCAAGUUUAUCACCUUCAGCAUGUUGAUUUUUUGCGCUGUUUGGUUUUCUUUCAUUCCAGCCUACUUGAGCAUAAAAGGGAAGUAUACAGUAGCUCUGGAGAUCUUCUCCAUUUUAGCUUCCACUUUUGGACUACUUGGUUGUAUAUUUUUCCCCAAAUUUUAUAAUAUUGUGCUGCAGCCUGAGUUGAAUUCCAAGGAGAACUUAAUAAAAAUGAAGACUUAA
This is a messenger RNA of Crotalus tigris (Tiger rattlesnake), 900 nucleotides long. Its product is annotated as vomeronasal type-2 receptor 26-like. Gene Ontology annotation, biological process: G protein-coupled receptor signaling pathway. Gene Ontology annotation, molecular function: G protein-coupled receptor activity. Gene Ontology annotation, cellular component: membrane. The coding region runs from base 1 to 900 and encodes 299 amino acids. The transcript has a single exon. The record is from RefSeq and is a predicted model, not a curated record. Lineage: Eukaryota; Metazoa; Chordata; Lepidosauria; Squamata; Viperidae.